Messenger RNA from Schistosoma bovis, 5632 nucleotides. Lineage: Eukaryota; Metazoa; Platyhelminthes; Trematoda; Strigeidida; Schistosomatidae. The record is from the annotation of a GenBank genome assembly.
GCGCAUUUUAUGAAUUGAUAGGACACUGAAGUUUUGUUUCAGAUCGUGGUCGUCUUGUUUUCGAAAUAUUACUUUUUAUCUUGGUGAUUAUUGAAAGAAUCACGAACAAAAUAAAGGAGGGAAUUAUUGCAACGCUAAAAACGGUUGGAGAAUUUAGAUAUUUUUUGAUCGGAAAAGUGUCACUUUGAUCCACGAUAACUGUUCAGUUCCUGCUAUUCGGUUGUGUCAGUGCAGUUGAAGCCCAACUUUAUCUCGUCGGGACAUUCAUUCAUACGACCAUUCCAGCCAGUAGAUCAGGUUGUACUCUACGGCGCUUCAAUCCUGAAAAUGGCCAGCGAAGACAGUAAGACACUUGUAAAUAAAGAAUUUCUUACAGGCGUUGUUGAAGGGUUUUAUGGUCGACCUUGGACAUAUCCCCAACGGAAAGAACUGUUUCGGAGGAUGAAUCAAAUGGGGAUGAAUGCUUACCUAUAUGCUCCUAAGGAUGAUAUAAAACACAGACAGUCAUGGAGGGAUUUGUACACUCCAGAGGAAGAGCAGCAACUUCAGUUUUUGAUCACUGAGUCCACUGAAGCUGGAGUACUUUUUAUUUUUGCUAUAUCACCGGGCUUAGAUGUAACGUUCUCUAGUGCUAAAGAAGUAGAUAUUUUAAAGAAAAAAGUUGAUCAGGUUUCAAAACUUGGUUGUCGUGCAUUUGCCCUUCUUUUUGAUGAUAUUGAACCGCGCCUAUGUCCUGCAGAUCGAGAGGUAUUUAACUCAUCAGCCCGUGCUCAGGUUAUGUUCGCGAAUGAAAUUUACAAUCAUUUAGGAUGUCCAGAUGUCUUUUUAUUCUGUCCAACGGAGUACAGUGCAAGUUUAGCAGUACCUAAUAUUAAUAAGUCAGAAUAUCUAGCUACAGUCGCUUCCUGUUUAGCACCAGGUAUCGCUGUAAUCUGGACCGGUCCGCUUGUAGUAUCUAAACGAAUUUUAACUAAGGAGCUGAAGGAAUUAUCUACUUUACUACAACAUCCUAUCGUUUUAUGGGACAAUCUACAUGCUAAUGAUUAUGACCAGCGUCGCGUAUUUAUAGGACCGUACAGUGGUCGACCCUUAGCUUUACGUCGCCAAGGCUUGCUUAGAGGAGUGCUGACCAAUCCGAAUUGUGAAUUUGAAGCAAACUAUGUGGCGUUUCAUACUCUUGCACAAUGGUCGAGACAAGCUGGUAGCAAACAUAUAAUACAAUCAACUGAUACAGAAAUGCUAUGUACAAGUGAGGAUUUUGAAUCUAAUGCUUCUGAUGAUAACGAAGUGAUUGAUGAUGGUAUCGAUGAUCAAAAGUCAGGUGAUAUUAAUGAACACCCGUCUGUCUGUCAGGAUGACUGUGUAAGUAGAAAACGACAAUAUGCAUCUGUUUACAGACCUCGUGAGGCUCUCCGUAUAGCUUUGCGAGACUGGCUUGCAUUAAUGCUUCAGGUUGGUGCUUCAAAGCCUAGCACGGCUAUAGGUACUCCUACACCUAUGGAUACAGAUAAUCUUGAAACUGGUCAAAACGAAGCUCCUAUGCAGGUUGAAUCCACCCCUUCCAAUGUCGUCAUGACUUCUGAUAAUAAUUCUUCUGAAACCCCUAUUUCAGGUGAUGUAAAUUCAGUUACUGUUACCUUAGAGGAUUUGGAAAUGUUCGCUGAUCUUUUCUAUUUACCUUUCUCUCAUGGACCCUCAGCUAUUCGUCUACUAGAAUUAGGACAUUGGUUACGUGAAUAUUCGUAUGUAUGUGGACCUAACCCAUCUGAUCUUGAGAAAGCAACUGAAUGGAACAAAAAGUUAUCAGAUUAUAUAGAUAUGGUUUCCACAAUUGGUCGAAUACGAGAUCGUAUACAACGUUUACCAUCUAAAAGUAUCUCCUAUGAACUAGUACCAUAUAUAACCGAAGUUCAUAGUGUAGUUGGAAUUAUCCUGGAUUAUUUCCGAUGGUUAGAAACUGGAGUCAUGGCUUUUCGUAGCAUGUCUCAUUUAAAGCGGCUUUUAACAUGGUUUUCGCCUGGUUACCGUGAUAUGGUAACAUCUGGUGAUCAAGAACCAUGGACAUUUCGUGGUGGAUUGAUAACAGAACUUCAGAGAAUUUUACCUCUCGAAUCUGCUCAAGAUCUUUUCCCUGCACCAAGUCGUGCUGUCCCAGGCAUGACUACCAUUCCUUGUUUGAAUUGGCCUGAUAAUGCAUCAAGUGUAUACACACCACUUGCGCCUUCUGUUCCCCCAAUGAUUCCAAUUCAACCUUCAAUUUUCCCAAAUUUUUCAAGGUUUCCAUCAUAUAUAGUUCGACCAUAUAGACCUGAAGAUAAAUCAUGUAUGUAUGGCUUAUUCAGAAAACUACUUUUGACUCGUGUUGGUUUACCUGAAAACGCUCUUCCAUUAGAAUUCCAGGAUUUACCAGGUGACAAGUAUUUACUUCCAUUUCUACAACAUUCACCUGAAAAUUGUUUUAUGGUUAUGGGUCCACCCUUCCUGCAGACCUCAGUUGAUUGCUCUAGCUCAGUCACAAAUACUGAUCAUUCUACCACAGGUAAUUGUGUUGGCUUUGGUGUUUCAGCACCAGAUGCUGUAUGUUGGGCUCGUGAACGUACUACUCACUAUCGAGAGUCAAUGAAAUUGAAAUAUCCACGUGAUUUCCAAAUUGGAAUACACAAUUUAUCGCAUUGUAACAAAUUAGUCGUUGGAAAUGGUGAGACCAACAACUCUAACUUGAACGUUGUUACUGCGACUGAUACUGCUCGAUUGGAACCUCCUGUAAUUUCAUCUGCCCCACUUUCCCCUUUAACAGAUGAUCGUUCUUCAAGCAUUACUCCAAAUCAAAAUUCUGUGGCUGUCGAAGAAUUCAUCAAGUCUAUGAUUUCUUCUUUCCACAAUGAUACAUCUGAAGUUGUUGAUAUUGCUGCAGCUGUGAAUUUAAUCCCUCCUCCUGAACCACUUGGUGGAUGCCUUCCCAUGGAGCCACCACUAUCUGGUUGUUUGGAACAAUGUGAACCUAAUUGUACGACUGCUCCAAUCACUUCUAAUAUUCCUACUAAUUUGUCAUCUCAAUUAGAAUUAAAGUCUUCUUUUCCUAUUGAUGAAUGUGGUGCAACUAUCCCAGCUUUACCUUUGCCUACACCUAUUUUACCAGAUACCGCUCCUCCAUCUCCACCAUCUGGAACUACUUGUGCACCAUCAUUAGUGCCUGAGACAUGUUCAAGUAGUCCUGCAACAACAAAUUCAGUGAUAGCUCGGAAUCUUAUUGUUGCUGGUGGACCAGAAGCACUUCAUAGUGCUUUAACAGCUCAUCCCGCUAUUAUAUGGAUUGAAUUUGAUGAUAUAGGAUUAAAUAGUUGUGUUAAUGGUCCUACACCUGCUAUGCUUAUUAAUCAUAAUCUUGGAUUAUGUGCAGAUUCACCUGAAGUGUUGUUGGAUUCUGUAGCACGUCGAUUAUUUAUUUGUUUGUUAGCGGCAUUGAAGACAGUCGGCGCUCAUGGAGCACAUGUACAGUUGGAUACUAUCAAUGAACAUCGGGCAGAACUUUAUCGACGUUUUGGUUUUUAUCCUAUUCCAGCAGCUUCAAAUGAACAAACAACUGUUUUAGCUCGUUUAAUUUGAUGAAAAUCCUAUUCCUCUUCCCGUUAUACAAUCUAUGACAUAGUUUUCUUAUGUGAAGUGUUCAAUUAUCAAUGUUGAUCAUGAUGAUAUUGCUUAAAUUACGUUCCUGUUCUAAAUCCAUAUUAUUAAGUGUUAUCACUGUAGAUUAUCAAUUCACACACAUACAUAUAGUUGUUUGUUUGUAUGAAUAAUUCAAAGACUAUUCUGCACGUUAAUGAAUCUUGUUUUGACUCGUACGUGCAUUUCUGUUUGUAUGUAUGUUUGACAUAGAAAUAUCAGUUUAUUAUGUUUAUUUAGACAAGUGAAUCUAAUUUGUCCUCUUUCUCUAAUCCAUAAUCUAAUUUGUUUUUAAUAUCCUUUGGUUAAACAUUAAAAGCACAAAAGUUAAAAAACGCGUAUAGUUGGGCUCUUUUUCAGUGAACGUGCUUCUAUAUAUACAGAUAGCUCAGUUAAUUGAUAAAAUAACUUUUCUACCAUUUCUUCCAUUGUCCUGUAAUGUUGUUACAUCAUAACGUUUAUAAGUAUAUUUAUGCAAACAGUCAAGUUGAAAGUGAUCUCUUAUAAAUUGAAAUUACAAAUUUCUUUUGAUCUCUUUCAGCGUAGCUAUACAUACAUAAAUACAUGUAGUCUUUUAUUUUUAAUUGUUAUUUGUGCCGAUAUUAAUGUAGCUUCCUUUGCAGGAGGCUCAUUUUAAUAUAAAUUGGAUGAAAAUAUAAUUUGUUAACCUUUUUUCUUUUGCAACCUGUAUAGUUUAUACAUAAACUCUUGAGAUUAUAUAUGCAUCAGAACUGAUUGUUCAAAAAACUAGAAAUAAUACUUUUGUCGUAUACUUAAUAUAUUAAACGCCACUGUAUUACUGAUCAAUGAAAUGACUGAUGAAAUUAUUGAAAUCACCAGGAUCCUGUCAAAUUAAGUCGAAGGAUAUAUUUCAUAGCUUGAUGUUUAUCAAAAGUAUGGUUUUAACAUAAAACCAUUAUCUCUGGAUGCGUAACAUCAAUGUUUACAUAAAUUCCUGCUGGUGGAAAAGAUGAAUUAUAUAUCGAAGCGAAAAAUACAUAUACUAAUCUCACAUAAAUUUAAUCAGUUGGAUGUUAAUUACGUUAAAUGUCCAUUUUAUGUUUCACAACGAUUUUUAUGGAUAGCUGGGUCAUGUAGCGAUAAGUUCUCGUCUUUCAAAAAAUAACCUAUUUUAUCUGAAUAAAUACUGGGAAAUGUCACGCUAUGUGACACACUGAACACUACUAAUAUCCCGGAGACGGCCAGUUUAUUAUCGGUGGUAAAUAAAAAUUAACUUUUAAGUAUAUUAUACAAUUUCCAAACAAUUAAAUUUAUUUACGAGAAAAUAUAUUGUCUACCCUCACCAAAUUUUGAAAUAUGCUCGUAAGUAACUCGUUAGCCGGACAGAAUAUUAACUCACACAUUUCUAGAUAUAAAACAAACCUUGGUAAAUUUUGCAACCACAGAAUCCGUUGUAUAGUUCUUUUCUGAUUACAAUCUACAGUUAGAAAUAGAGGAAUUGUAGAUUUCCCUACUGAAAAAUAGGAAAUCGUCAAUAGUUUCACAAAAAUGCAUAUGUUUUGAUUUAGAUGUAUUUUUCUUGUUCUUCCGUUUAGAGUUGCAUUUGUUCUAUACAUUGUUGUUUUGUUUCUUUAUAUUUGCUAAUAUAUAGAACUUGUAACCUUGUGUGAUUUUUUAUUCUAAAAAGGAGUCGUGUAGUUUAUUCUUGUUGAUAUAAUUAGUAUUCAUACUUGAAGUAACUGUGCAAAAAUUCUUGAUUCAUACUAUGUCUUGUAAUUUGACUGAUAAACCAUUUCAUAAUCUCAAUGUCACUAGUAUAUAACUGCUAAUGUGAAUAAAAAAGCUGAAUUCGAAUAUUUUCAUGUUUAAUACAUUUCUUUGUUUUUUUCAGUGGUUUCUCUUUGAUACAAAAUGAAAAUAGAACCCUCUUCGUAUUAGGACAUAAACCUAAACUAAAAGAAACAUUACAUUAUGCCUAUUCUAUCACAACAUAUCUGUUAAUUAAUAA